Messenger RNA from Quercus robur (English oak), 543 nucleotides. RefSeq lists its product as uncharacterized. Lineage: Eukaryota; Viridiplantae; Streptophyta; Magnoliopsida; Fagales; Fagaceae. The record is from RefSeq and is a predicted model, not a curated record. The transcript is spliced from 4 exons. Bases 1 to 543 code for a protein of 180 amino acids.
AUGAAAAACCAAGAAACCGGUGAUGAAGAGAAAAACAGGUGGCCUCCAUGGUUGAAAGCUUUGCUCGGAGAGAGCUUCUUUGAAAAAUGCAAGUUGCACCGUGUUUGCCGCCCCAAGUCUGGAUGCAAUAGGUACUGCUUGGAUUGCAUGGACGGUGCUCUCUGCUCUAUCAGUAUCAAAGACCACGAGGACCACCGUAUUGUUCAGAUAAGGAAUUCCACAAAUCAAGAAGUGAUUAGGGUCUGUGAUUUUCAAAAAAUUUUGGACCUUACAGGAAUCAAGAGAGGCAUCAUCAACGCGAAGAAGAUUUCACCAACAAAUGUGAGGCCUGCUGGUGCAGAAUCCCGGAGCCAUUCUUCUUUUGCUCUCUCAGUUGCAGGAUGGUGGGGACCCAAGAAUUUCCAAAAGAAGAAGAGGCACUCAGCUGCAAUGGUGUCAGACUCGGAGAACUUAUACAGUGGUAGCAGCCAUGGACGAGAGAAGAGCAAGGUUCAAGGAACAAAACGAAGAAAGGGAAUCCCCCAUCGUGCCCCAAUGGGAUGA